AUGUCACAGACAUUCAGUGUAGCUGUGUUAUGUGUGUUCUUUUCAUAACUGAAGUGUUAAACAAGCUGUAGUCUUCAGUUGUGUUGUGUUCUGGUUCUUCAGAGCCUCAUUUUCACACAUUAGCUACUGCAACUGCUUAAUUUUCAACAGCAGCUAGUUCUUAAAAUGAGUCAGGAUAAUACUCCAGUUUACAUCACUGCAGGAGUUUCAGGAGGUCUCUUUUUUGCACUUUUUGUGAUAGUUAUCUUCACAUACUGGCAGCUCAGUAGGUUAAUGAAGAGGUUCGAAAAACUGCAGCAGAAGGACAAUAAUGUAUACCAUUACCUGAGCCCAACCAUACAACCAGAUGAAGAAUUAUCCAAAAGAGGAUUCUCCAUGUACACAGGGGAUAACGUGGAUGCUGAAGGUGCACAAAGGUCUUCUAGAAGAAGCAGCAAUUCUGAAGAUAAUCGAUAUAGCAUCUCAAACUUAGUGUUUGCGCAUGAAAGGCAAAACAGAGAUACUGAAAGAGAGCAGAGUUCUUCCAGCAGCAGCAGUAAUGGUAGAGACCAAAAUAGCACCUCAAACUUAGUAUUUGCUCAUGACAGGUACUGAAGCUUUGGUGCAUUUAUGAUUAUAUAAAACUGGUUCUACUUGAGAAAGUAUUUGGUACAUUCCUCCAAAUACAGAAGAAAAUUUAGUAUUCAGGGUGCAUAACUACUGAAUGACAAUCAUACCAACUUCAAUCUCAAAUUGACAGUGUAUCUCAUAGAUUUGUGAACUGAAGAAAUAUUUAUUGUAAUUUUGAACAACCCUCAGAUAAGAAGCUGUGAAGCACCUGUUCAAAUAUUAGACAAAUCUAUAUCAUAUUUUACUUUUUACAUAAUUUUAUUAUUCGACUGAGCGAGGUGGCGCAGUGGUUAGCACACUGGACUCGCAUUCGGGAGGACGACGGUUCAAUCCCGUCUCCAGCCAUCCUGAUUUAGGUUUUCCGUGAUUUCCCUAAAUUGUUUCAGGCAAAUGCCGGGAUGGUUCCUUUGAAAGGGCACGGCCGAUUUCCUUCCCGAUCCUUCCCUAACCCGAGCUUGCGCUCCGUCUCUAAUGACCUCGUUGUCAACGGGACGUUAAACACUAACCACCUCCCCCCCUAUUAUUAUUCAUCAUUCUAUUUAAAAUAAGUCAUACUAAUAGCCAACACUGAACAUUGUUAUGUGUUAAGGAACAACUAUAGUUGAGUUAUCCUGAACCAUUAAAACAAAUUUAGAUCAUAUUUCAGAUUUAUAUCUUAUCAUUCAUGAUGCUCAUCUCAGCAACAUAUUCUAAUAACAAAUAUAGAAUAUUAUUAUAUAUUAAACAACAACUUAUCCUACAACAGAUGAAUGCUAUAUUUAACAUGUAAUGCUGAUUAUCACAUCUGAAUCAAAGUUAAGUGAAAAACUUUGGAAAAAACUGUAAAUUCUGUUUCAUUUUCCUUUCUGAGUGCAUAACAAAUAAGGCUGCAAUGUAAUUGUCAAAGAUUUUAAUUAAAAAUGAUUGUAUCACACUGUAAGUGGUCUUUGUAAACGCAUAUCACUGCACAUUUUAAAAUGCUAUCUUAUCCUAACUAGAUCCUUAAAACAUAGGACAAUUUUACUCAAAGUAAUAAUUGUAUACAGUCCCUGAUUUGUUUAAGGCUACAUUUUUCUACUCUAAUAUGAAUUCACAUGCAAGAAGUUAUUGUGCAACAUGUUUCACUUAUUGGUUCAUGAAGCAAUUCUGUUGUUUUCAAUGAUAAUUCACUGACAGAUGAGUCAAACACUUUGUUAAAUCACAUGAGAUUUCAUUUUCAUUCCAUGCACUAUAUCUGUGACAUUGAAUGUCACGAAUUACGGCCACUUUUAUUACUGUGUGUGCAUGCAGAAUACGCUGCUUUCAUUCAGAAUGUUUAUUCAUCCCUAGUG
Molecule: messenger RNA, 1919 nt
Organism: Schistocerca nitens (vagrant locust)
Lineage: Eukaryota; Metazoa; Arthropoda; Insecta; Orthoptera; Acrididae
Exons: 5
Coding region: 166-594 (142 amino acids)
Source: RefSeq, a predicted model, not a curated record